AUUGGCGUGGAAUUACACCAGCACGCUUCGGUCGAUUCUUCAUUUGGCAGGUCGUAGCCAAUGCAUUGGAAGUCAGCGAAUAGCCAUUCAGAUUAACGAAUAAAGAACAAGAGGUCCAGGCCGGGCGCUGCCAGCUAUCUGAACGAGGAGAGUUCAUGCUAGCUCUCGCGACUAUUUCAGUUCACCGUCGCCAUUAUAGAGGCUGCUGGUGUACCCGUUCGUUUUGAACGGAUCAAAGGAAAGCUUUGGUAGAUCGGAACAUAGUGUACUGCAGUUUCUCCUUUCAUGGCUGUCUUCCCUCCGUGUAACUUGCCUGUGGUUGAAGAAACAAGAGAUGGGGAUGUGUUCAUAUCAAGUUAUUGAUAGGGGGAGGGGUCGACACCCAAAACGCUAGCAACAUUGGAAACCGAUCUCACAUGAACCAAGGAGUUGGAUUCCGGGGAACCUGCGAGGAAAACUAACAGGGAUACCAAGGAGAGUUUAAGCAAACGUUCAUGCACGGCGAUAUUGAAUGUAUAUGCAUAGACGUAUGUCUCGUACCCUUUCUGAUACAACUCAUUGUAUAUAGAAAGUGGACAUCGUUUUUUAACGGAGUCGAGUGGACGAUUUAUGCUUCAAAUCUUCCGACAUAUAUGUAAUGACUUCCGGGAAGCUUGUUUUUUGAUGAUUUUGAAAGGAAUGCACCACUGGUCUGUCACUGUUUGGAUGUAAUUUCAGUUGUUGAAAAUUUAUUGAAAUUCUUUGACCUUGAUUCCUUGCGUCUUAGGCAUCCAGGCUUUAGGAAAGAUAGCUCCUGUUCUGCCAAAUCAAUUCCAUAACUUGGUAUAAGAUCAUAUGGUGUUUUCAUGGUAAGUACAAAACUAAUAACCUGCAAGAGAAGGCAUAACUCAUCUCUGUAGCUGUUAGGAGAUCAUUUAAGUUGCUUGUUAAAGGUAACUAUUUAUCUUUGCUCUUAAAUUGUAUAUCUUUGGCUUAUGAACAUGAUGAUAUUGUAAUCAGUGCACAGAACUAGCAUAGCUUUAUUUACAUUAAGGAACUGAUCUCGACAAGAGAUCAUUAAUCUAUUUUCAGCGUGAGCAAAGAAACAAUUUGACGAUUGGUGGCAACUAUAAGAAAGCCAGCCUCACCCCUUUGUCCCCUUUCCCCUAAUAUUUGCUCAACCUGCCGCCCCCUUUCAACGGAAUUUAAGUUGCUUCUUGUAUUUAGGCGCGCUCCUUUUUUUUUCUUUAAUUGUUAAACACCAACCGCCACCAUUUUCAACCAUAAAAUUGAUUUGAUCGAGCGUUGGGGGUUAAACCCUGCCUGGUCUCGCUCGAACAACAGGCAAAAUAGAUCCUGGGGUAGGAAAAAACAGCCCAAGACCUCCUUGGCGCCCCCUACGGCAAGUCCAAGGAUGGAAGCGGCAAUGGCAGGGCUUGAGGCGGCAUCGGGUAACCCGUAUGCAUCCACCCCACGGCACUACGGAAGGUCAAUGUCUCAUACCCCCAGUGGAGGAAACAUCUCUGGCGCUAUGAGCAACUGUCGGUCUCUACCUCGACUCCUUGAGCAAGGUGAUGACAGCAGUGAUAGCGGGGAAGACAUGGCAAGCGAAGAUCCUGGAUGGGAACGCGUUGUCAUCAACGUCAGUGGACUCCACUACGAAACACACCUCAAGACUCUGAACCAGUUUCCUAACACUUUACUAGGGAAUCCUGAGCGAAGGAUCAGGUAUUUUGAUCCCAUUCGGAACGAAUACUUUUUCGAUCGUAAUCGACCGAGCUUUGACGCCAUUUUGUACUAUUACCAAAGUGGGGGACGGUUGCGAAGGCCUGUCAAUGUUCCUAUAGAUGUCUUCACAGAGGAAAUAAAAUUCUAUGAACUGGGCGAUGGAGCAUUGACAAAGUACAGAGAGGACGAGGGCUUCAUUCAAGAUGAGGAAAAAGUAUUGCCUACGAAUCCCUUGCAAAAGAAAAUGUGGCUUCUAUUUGAAUAUCCCGAGUCUUCUAGAAUGGCUAGAGUUGUAGCGAUCAUUUCUGUAAGUGUAAUCCUUAUAUCAAUUGUAAUUUUCUGUAUGGAAACAAUGCCAGAGUUCAAAGACGCGCGUAAGAUGACGGAGAGUGGAUCAGGGGUUACUACUUGUGGAGCGACUAUGGCAGCGACUACGGUGCCCACGCCAACUCAAUCAGGCAAUAGAACGACAUCAUCGGAGGAAGCAGAUGCUGCCUUAAAAAGUGCAGAACUGGCGGCAUACUUCCGCCACCCGUUCUUUGUGAUCGAAACGUGCUGCAUUGUUUGGUUUACUUUCGAAAUUCUGGUUCGAUUCCUGUCGAGCCCCAGCAAAUUGGCCUUUGCAAAAAACGUCAUGAAUAUCAUUGACAUCAUAGCAGUACUUCCAUAUUUUAUACAAGUGGGCACCAUGAUCGCCCAGUCAUCCACAGAUACUAACAGCCAGGCUAUGUCCUUAGCCAUCCUUCGUGUUAUCCGACUUGUUCGCGUCUUCAGAAUAUUCAAGCUUUCGAGGCACUCUCGGGGCUUACAAAUUCUUGGUCGAACUUUAAAGGCCAGUAUGCGUGAGCUAGGCCUGCUCAUAUUCUUCCUGUGCAUUGGGGUUGUCCUAUACUCAAGCGCCGUCUACUUCGCCGAUGCUGACAGCUCGGACGAAAACGGCGAACCUAUCUUUAAGAGUAUCCCCGAUGCCUUCUGGUGGGCAGUGGUCACCAUGACAACUGUUGGCUAUGGUGACAUGAAACCCAAAAGUACAGGUGCUAAAAUCGUAGGAUCGCUCUGCGCAAUAACGGGCGUACUGACGAUCGCGCUUCCUGUUCCUGUAAUCGUGUCCAAUUUCAAUUAUUUUUACCACCGGGAGGACGACGGUGAGGAUUCCUCAAACUACUCACAUGUAUCAAGCUGUCCGUUCCAACAAGCGCCCUCUAUUGACGAUAGAAGUGAAGGUAAUAGUGAGUUGGAUCAACAUGAUUUUGUGGAGAUGGAAGAGGGGCUAUUAGAAUCGUCGAGUAGGAAAUCUAAUCACAAUGGUAAUUCAAAGCCAAAUAAUGUUCAGGGCAACUGUAUAAGGAAUAAUAAUCUUAAAAUGCUUAGCAUAGAAACAGAUGUCUAACUAUGGCUAAUAUUAUUUUUUUUGUUUCAAUUUUGUACAACUUGCCACUAGUACCUUGCAUUGCAAUAAAUGGAGUUAUAAGCCUUGCUGACAUGAAUUUGAAAUUACAACUGAGAUUAAACAAUAACAACCAUUCUAUGUAAAUUACAAGGAAUUCAUGCGUACACGCGCAGUACCAUUUACCGCGCCGCAGCUAACAAGUAUUUCCCCCGGUAAUUGACGCCAAUUUAUGCGGCUCUCUCCCCUAAACUCGAUUGCUGCGCUUUUAUGCAUUCUAACCAUAUUAUGAUUUUAUGCAAUGCUCUGUCUGAGAACAAUGUAAUGUAUAAAACAAGAUCAAAAUAUUCCCUGGACGGAGAGCGUUUUGGGUAACGAUCAGUAUCUUCGAAACAAGCGUAAACACACCUGUAUAAAAAAAAGUCUGAAUAGAACAAGCAAAGAAAUAAUCUAGUGAUUCUUGAAAAAUAGCUAUUGAAAAUAUUUCUCAAGAUAUAGCAGUGCCUUGUUUAUUAGUCAUUCGAUUGAAGAAAACAAAUCAUAUUUGGUUUAGUUGAGUUUCAGUAGGAGUACAUUAAAAAUGAACUCCAAUAUUCCAAACAGAUUCCAACUAUGAUUUUAUGCACGGAGCUUGCUGCAUUUACACACUUAUCCUCACGAACAAAAUAGCAUUUAUAGAUGAUAGAAAAUGGUUUAAAAAGUGGACAAAGAACGCCUAAACACAAAGGCCCAUAGUCUGAACUCAGAUUCAAAUCAAAUUCUAGUUCAAAGUUAUAAAGUUAUGGAUUAACUAUGGACAGCCAAUUGUGGCACAAUUUAUACUGGUACACGCUCAACUUAUCAGAUCAUUUGACAUUGAAAUCAUUCACAUCUGUCUUGAAAUGUUAAACAAAAUAUUGUAGUCAUCAUGAAAGCAAGGAAAAAGUAAACAUAAUAAAUAUAUUUACACACAUUUUGAUUUGUUGGUUUCCCCAUAAUCUCAGCAGAGAAUAAGACAGUGGUCUGGUUUUAACAGAGGCAUGAAACACAAAGCUUAACAAUCGUCGUAGAACAUUUGUCUACGAUCGAUUGCAUUGACUGCAAUAUACAAUCAAUCGUGAAAAUAUUGAUCGCUAACAUUUGUGUUACGGGACGCUGGACCUUGGAAUACGGGCCUAAGGGUUAAAAAAAUGUUUGCAAAGGUAAACACUUAGUGUCAAGAAGUGACACUAUCACACAUGCAUUAAAGACAACGGGAUUUUUUUUUGUAUAGCCCUACAGUCAAGAGGUGACACUAUCACACAUGCAUUAAAAACAAUGGGGAUUUUUUUACAGCCCUACAUUUUAUAAGGGAUCAUCAGUCGCACCUUUGUUCAAUAAACGAAUGUACAAUGGUCAUACAAAGAAAAAAAACAUCAAAUUUGUAACUGUCACAUUGUUUUUUUUACGUAUACAUUCUUGCAAAAAUUAGAGCGAUGCGUAAUUUGUUUAUAACGCACAAUGCGCCCUAAAUGAUUCCCCAUUUCAUUUAUUUAUUAUUAUUUUUUAGUGCAAAUCUUUCUAAAAUUACGGCUCUUUGGAUUUUGUAAUUAAUGUAAUUACGACGCAUGAUAUAUGUUGAGAGAGUUUAAAGGUUUGGAAUUUCCAACAAGAUGUAAGCACUGAAUUUUAAGCAUCAUGAGUUUUCCUUUCCUUUGUAAAUAAGACAAAUAUUUAUAUUCACAUUUGUAUUAAUUUUUAUACGAAAAUAUUGAAAAAAGAACUUAAAAUGUAGUCAAACUACACUUUAAAAAAAAUCGCACUAUGCAUAUCCUUUAGUGGAACAAAUAAUUAUUUUAUGAGUUGUGUUGUUGUACAUCUAUUAGAAGGUGUUAUGAAAAGUCUUUCUGUGUUAAUUAUAGCUUUCGUACGAAGUAGCCUAUUUAUAUUGCAUACCCGACCUAAUGUUGCUUAUAUUGUGUUUAAAAGUCUGGCGCGACGUAGAUUAGCAUUUAAGUCAUAAUGUUAAGAAUUUCAAAAAUAUUAUAAAUCAUAACAAAAUGCGUAUCAUGUGACAGAAUCUAUCAUUCUAUACAUGCUAUAUAUGAAGUAUUACAAAUAUUCAUACUUAACAGCGCCAACAUAUAUAUUACAACAUGAAUUGUAUUCCUAUUCCACAUAACGAUAUUUCUCAACAUCAACAUUUAAUAAUGUUUCUUUCCUUCAGAGCAAUGAAAUAAAGGAAGGAAAGUUACGUUAAGCAUUGAGCUAGAGAUAAAAUAUGUAUGUAUAAAUAUAUAGAUAUAUAGGUACAUACGUGUAGAUAAAUACAUAAUAGGAUCAGAAAACAAACUAAAAGUAUAUAACUUAAUGAGUAAAAUAUUACUCAAGUACAUAUCGCAAGGAGAGCUGUGAUAUAACAUAACUGUCUUAUCAUAAUUUUGUAAAAGUUUUCGAAGCACAGAGGCACCAAGGAGACAUAAUUAAUCAAAUUAUUUUACAACACAAGUAGAUGAGUAAAAUUCGAUUGGAAACAAUGACGAUUUGAAUGGCGAUUUGCCAUACCUUCUCUUAUAAACCACUUCAAAACAGAACGAAGCUGCUAUUGUCCACACAAAACACUUAUACGAUUCGACAUAACACGAUCAUGAUGAUGACGAUGGCGAUGAUGUUGGUGGUGAAGAUUUGUUAUUAAUCUCUGCAUCUUGAUUCUAUACUGUACAGUUAUUGUGCAAUCAAAACCAUUUACUCUAUUCUAAUUGUGUACUUCGUUGCAUUAUCUUGUUCCGGUCUACCGAAGUGAAAGUUCUAGGACUAGGACCCAAUCGAAAUCAUUAAAGGCGAAAUCAUGAUUUAUCAUAUGUUGGCAAAGUGGGAAAAUAUUUUACACCAAAGAAAGUUUUUUUCUCGAAAAACAUUGAACUUAUCUGGCAUGUCUGAGAUGAAGAGAACAUGGGAGAUUGGCAUGAAUGUGAGAUUGUAAUGUGUAUGCACGAUACACAGGUGGAAGCUUUUAUAUUGUCCUUGUCGAGAGCAUGUAUCUUCAAAAGACCUGUCAAGAACUGUAUGCAUAAAUGACGUGAAAGGGGCCCCAUCUGUCUAAAUAUCAACGAGCAGGUUUGAUUAAUUCAUGUAUCUAUUAAUUGGAGAGGAAGUCUAGACGUCAAAUGUUAUCCCCAUUUCUACACUAUUUGAAUAAAAUAGCUUAUCAAGCACACUCGAUGUAUUUCUUAAACGGAAGAAAAUAAGUUCAUGACAACACGCUACGAAAUAGUCCACAUUUGUGAAGAAAUUCGACUUGGGACAGUAUGUUAUACAUGAUGUAAUUUUGAAUGUGUGCUGCCAUUGAUUGCGUGUUUCUCUAGCAUGUCAUUGGAUAAUAAUUCUUCGUUAAAUUUGGAUAGCCUGUUCAAUUACAAAGUGCACGUGCCCCAUCUAAAUAG
This is a messenger RNA of Lytechinus pictus (painted urchin), 6495 nucleotides long. RefSeq names its product potassium voltage-gated channel subfamily A member 2-like. Bases 1394 to 3097 code for a protein of 567 amino acids. The record is from RefSeq and is a predicted model, not a curated record. Lineage: Eukaryota; Metazoa; Echinodermata; Echinoidea; Temnopleuroida; Toxopneustidae. Gene Ontology annotation, molecular function: protein binding; delayed rectifier potassium channel activity. Gene Ontology annotation, biological process: potassium ion transmembrane transport; protein homooligomerization. The transcript has a single exon. Gene Ontology annotation, cellular component: membrane; voltage-gated potassium channel complex.